AUGGGCUGUCAAGUGUCAUCCGAUGGCCAAUUUGAGCGCUCCGAUUUCGAUAAAAUGUGGAAGAAAAUGAAUUCGAGUGAGCACGAAGCGCCGAGAAAACGCGAAAAAAUUGAAGAGAGAGCUUGGAAGAUUGUUCGAAUUCUGCUCAUCACCACAUUCAAAGAUUUUCGGAACGAAAGACGAGCGGUGCUGAACAUGAUCGAGUCCGAACUACAGCCGAUCGCGAACGAGAAGCGAAUCGUGUUGCAAUUGGAGGAUUUCAAUUUUGGCUCGAAAGCCUACUACGAGGAGGCGAACAGCGUGUAUUUGAUUGAGAAAUGCGCGAGAGAAGCGGCGAAAUGCGCCGAUUACAUUUAUAUCCACUUUUUGGGCGAAUGCGCCGGCUACAUCAUCGACGAGACGUUUCCCGAUCAGCAAUUUCUCGCCGCCCAUCGAAUCAGUGGCGGCCAAUCGCUGAACGAGGUGUUCCUUCAAAUCGCCGGCAUUCGACAUGAAAAUGCGCUAUUCCUUCAUCGCAACCCGUCGUUCCUUCAAGAGCUUCCAUUCAACAGCACCACGUUCAUCGAUCCGCUAGCGAAUCGAGAACGCGCCAACUAUCUAGCCGAGAUGGUCCGAAAGAGUGUGGUGAGUUGUUGUCCGCGCAAAUUCGUCGAAUACUCGGUUCGGACGUCGGGAAUCAAUAACACCCAUUAUAAGCAUAUCGUGUUCGAGAAUCUCGAUGGAGCGUUGGAGGCGAUUCGCGAGACAAUCGAUGAGGUCCUUGAUAGCAUCGCCUACCCGACAGCCGACGUGGUCCCAACGAGCGCGACGCUUCGCAUGAGCUACUUGAGCUCGCUGAAAUGCGACGAGUCGUUUGUUGAAAAGGUUGACCUCGACAAUUGUCCGCAGCUGACAAUUCACAUAUGUCCGUUUUGGCAGACGAUCGCGCGCCUCGACAAUUUCAACAUUGUGAUCGUCGUCGGCGACUACGGCAGCGGCAAAUCGGCGCUGCUCGCCGCGAUUCACCGACGACUCGGAAGCGUGUGUCGGAUAGCGAUUCGCGAGACGAUGACGAUGGCCGACGUUCGACGCGACAUCGACGCGAAACUGAAAGUAACGAUCACCGAUUGCGAUGAGGCGACGACGACGACGACGACGACGUUGCUCAUCGACGAUUUGCAUUUGCUCGGCAAACACGCCGACGGCAUUCUCGUCGAUUUUGGCCAUUUGCGAAUUGUGGCGAGUUCGCGAAAGAAGCCGCCGGCGAAGUUUGAGUCGCUGAUGAUUCCGCCGCUCGACACGACUACAGAGCAUCUCGAGGUGUGCGGCACCGCGCGUGCCAACAACAUUUUGAAGUUGUCGCAACAGAAGCGGCGAAAGAGCGUCGGAAGUGUGGAGACGGGCAACAUCGACGAGACUCGCGGCGGCUGGAAUUAUUUGAAAUGUCGAGUGAUCGGACGAUUGGCGAGGAAUGGGUGCGGCGAUGAGAAGUGCGCCCAAUUGGCGCAAUUGGCGACGAUCAGUGUCGUCGAGGCCGAUGUUUGUCUGAUGGAAUCGGAAGCGAGAGGUCAUUUGAUCAUCGCCACCAUGUGCUUUCUCACGUGCGUUCCCGAUGGUCUCAAUGAGGUCGAGCUUCGCUCGCUGCUCGCCGAUGAGUUCGAGUUGUUGCCGAUUGCGAUUCGACGCAAUUUGCGCAAUUUGCCGUAUGAGUAUUGCGCGGAUGAUUUCGGCGCGAUUCCGCAAGUGGCGCCACUCCGCUGGUACACCGUCGUCUCGCGCCUCGACCACAUCCUCAUAUGCAUCGACGCCGACACGAAUCAUUUCAUUCUGCCGGCAGCAUGUCAGCGAAUCGUUCGCAAGAGAUACCUCAAAAGCUCGGCGAAUCUCGAGCACUUCACGAGGAGACUUCGCGAGCGUCUCGUCGCCGAUCGACACCGGCCAUGGAUGAAGCAUCGAUGGCGGGAGAUCGACAAGCAGCUGUCAAAAUCUUGA
Messenger RNA from Caenorhabditis bovis, 1971 nucleotides. NCBI's taxonomy places the organism in Eukaryota, Metazoa, Nematoda, Chromadorea, Rhabditida, Rhabditidae. The record is from the annotation of a GenBank genome assembly.